AUAAAAGCCUGCGCGGAUUUUUUAUCCGCAUUCAAACUAGUUCAACCAAGCUAGGCAAUCUUUAAAAAUUAAAAUGAGAGUCGCUGUGGUCAUACUGGCAUGCGUGCUGGCUGUAGCCCAAGCUCAGCUCAACGCCGCACAGAGCUCUGGAAAAUACGUCCCAGACGACGGACGUUACCAGUACAACAACAACAGAUACAACCCCUUCGGCCGAUACAACCAAAACCAAUACGGCUCGUACAACAACCGUUACAACCAAUACAACCCCUACGGAAACCAAUACAACCAGUACAACCGUAACCAGUACAACCCAUUCAAGCCUUACGUGACCUCCACCAUCGCUCCCUUCCGCCCGUCCGUCACCGUGACGCCAGCUCCCCCUAAAGUGACCGUCGCGCCUGUCGUCAAGCCCUCCGAGCCCGUCGCGCCCGCCGUAACCGUCGCGCCUGUCGUCACCGCCGCCCCCGUCUUCGUCCCCGUUGCGCCAUCUGCCCUCCCCGUCAUCACCGCCGCGAGAGUCGCUGCUGACUCCCGCUCCGCCGAGACUGUCAAAUACGGAAACGAAAUCAACCCCGACGGCAGCUACAACUACUUCUACGAGACCAACAACGGAAUCGCCGCCCAGGCUCAAGGAACUCCCCGUAACUUCGGUGGAAACCCCCCAGUGGUUCCCGAUGUUGUUGAAGGUGGCUUCUCCUGGUACUCCCCUGAGGGUCAGCUCGUCUCCAUCACCUACGUCGCUGACGAAAACGGUUACCAACCUGUGGGUGACGCUAUCCCCCAGCCGCCCGAAGUCCCGGCCCAGAUCGCCCGCGCUCUCGCAUACAUCGCCAGAUCCGCUCCCGUCCCAGCUGUCGCGAGAACCUACGAGGCCUCUGCUUCCGCUUCCUCCAACUAAAUACGCAACUAAAUAGUCAUUUGUUUUAUAAAUAGUUACUUUUAUUUACGAAUAUUACCACCACAACAAUAAAUUCCAUAUACCAACCUAGAUUUAAUUUAAUGUACAAAAUACAUAAACUUAAUGUGAUAUAUUUUUAUUUGAACUACGAUUUGAUGCAUUUUAAGUGUAUAAUAUGAAAUUAUAAUAAAACU
This is a messenger RNA of Bicyclus anynana (squinting bush brown), 1092 nucleotides long. RefSeq names its product endocuticle structural glycoprotein SgAbd-1-like. Gene Ontology annotation, cellular component: chitin-based extracellular matrix. The transcript has 4 exons. Gene Ontology annotation, molecular function: structural constituent of chitin-based larval cuticle. The record is from RefSeq and is a predicted model, not a curated record. Lineage: Eukaryota; Metazoa; Arthropoda; Insecta; Lepidoptera; Nymphalidae. Bases 74 to 898 code for a protein of 274 amino acids.